Messenger RNA from Mustela erminea (ermine), 4658 nucleotides. Its product is annotated as cytochrome P450 4F22. The record is from RefSeq and is a predicted model, not a curated record. NCBI's taxonomy places the organism in Eukaryota, Metazoa, Chordata, Mammalia, Carnivora, Mustelidae. Gene Ontology annotation, molecular function: monooxygenase activity; oxidoreductase activity, acting on paired donors, with incorporation or reduction of molecular oxygen; heme binding. Gene Ontology annotation, biological process: ceramide biosynthetic process. The transcript is spliced from 14 exons. Bases 206 to 1801 code for a protein of 531 amino acids. Gene Ontology annotation, cellular component: endoplasmic reticulum membrane.
GCCCUGCCCCAGCCUGCAAGUCGGCCCCAGCGGGAGCCUCCGGCUACUUUCUCCCCAUCGCCUCCUGUGUGCCAGCGGUAGGAGGAAGAGAUCGCUUUCAGGUGGCAGCCUCAGGCCCACCCCAAGAGGGAAGGAAGAUGAUUUUACGGUUGAGAAGAAAGAGGCACAGAGAUGCUAAGAGCCGUACUCCAGGCCCAACAGCAGGAUGCUGCCCAUCACAGAACACUUGCUGCACCUCCUGGGAGUGGAGAAGACCACGUUCCGCCUGUAUGCUGUGUCUGUGCUCCUCCUCUCCCUGCUCUUCUUCCUCUUCCGCCUGCUGAUGCAGUUCCUGAGGCUCUGCUGGCGUUUCUAUAUCACCUGCCGCCGCCUGAGCUGCUUCCCUCAGCCGCCCCGGCGCAACUGGCUGCUGGGCCAUCUAGGCAUGUAUCUUCCAAAUGAGACGGGCCUCCAAGAUGAGAAGAAGGUGCUGGACAACAUGCACCACGUGAUUCUGGUGUGGAUUGGACCUGUGUUGCCGCUGUUGGUUCUGGUGCACCCUGACUACAUCAAGCCCCUAGUGGGCGCCUCGGCUGCCAUCGCCCCCAAGGAUGAUCUUUUCUAUGGUUUCUUAAAGCCUUGGCUGGGAGAUGGGCUGCUGCUGAGCAAAGGUGAUAAGUGGAGCCGCCAUCGCCGCCUGCUGACGCCUGCCUUCCACUUCGACAUCCUGAAGCCCUACAUGAAGAUCUUCAACCAAUGCACAGACAUUAUGCAUGGUAAAUGGCGGCGCCUGGCAGAGGGCUCAGUGGUCUCCCUUGACAUGUUUGAGCAUGUCAGCCUCAUGACCCUGGACAGUCUUCAGAAAUGUGUCUUCAGCUACAAUAGCAACUGCCAGGAAAAGAUGAGCGAUUACAUCUCAGCCAUCAUUGAGCUGAGUGCCCUCGUGGUCCGGCGCCAGUAUCGCCUGCAUCACCACAUAGACUUCAUCUACUACCUCUCGGCGGAUGGACGACGUUUCCGGCAGGCCUGUGACACCGUGCACCGCUUCACCACCGAGGUCAUCCAGAAGCGGCGGUGGGCGCUCCGUCAGCAGGGGGCUGAGGCCUGGCUGAAGGGCAAGCAGGGCAAGACCUUGGACUUCAUCGAUGUGCUGCUCCUGGCGCGGGAUGAAGAUGGGAAGGAACUGUCUGAUGAGGACAUCCGAGCUGAGGCGGACACCUUUAUGUUUGAGGGUCACGACACAACGUCCAGUGGGCUCUCGUGGGUGCUCUUCAACUUGGCCAAGUAUCCGGAGUACCAGGAGAAGUGCCGGGAAGAGAUCCAGGAAGUCAUGAAAGGCCGGGAGCUGGAGGAGCUGGAGUGGGACGACCUGACUCAGUUGCCCUUCACCACCAUGUGCAUCAAGGAGAGCCUACGCCAGUUCCCGCCAGUGACCUUGGUCUCCCGUCGCUGCACGGAAGACAUCAAGCUUCCAGAUGGGCGCAUCAUCCCUAAAGGAAUUAUCUGCCUGGUCAGCAUCUAUGGGACCCACCACAACCCCACCGUGUGGCCUGACUCCAAGGUGUACAAUCCCUAUCGCUUUGAUCCGGACAACCCACAGCAGCGCUCCCCACUGGCCUACGUGCCUUUCUCCGCAGGACCCAGGAACUGCAUCGGACAGAGCUUUGCCAUGGCCGAGAUGCGCGUGGCCGUGGCGCUGACGCUGCUGCGCUUCCGCCUGAGCGUAGACCGAACGCGCAAGGUGCGGCGGAAACCCGAGCUCAUCCUGCGCACGGAAAAUGGCAUCUGGCUCAACGUGGAGCCGCUGCCUCCGCGGGCCUGAGCGCCGGCCUCCGUGCGGAUCCAGGGGGCCCAAGCCCCGCCCGGAGAGGCCCAGGCCCCGCCCCCGAGGGCCCAGGCCCCGCCCCCAAGAUCCCGAGGGCAGAAACCACGCCCCUCGAAGUUCAGGUUGGGCUCCCGGAGGACCAGGCUCUUCCGCGAAGCCUGAAGGUGCAAGCCACGCCCCUCACGACAAGUCUCCGCCUCCUGCCGGUCUGGUCACUCCCCUUGAGGUCCAGGUCCGGUCCCCUGAGUGCCGGUUCUGGCUCUCCAGCUUGACGAAACAGGCUUGCUCAGGUCCCCUUGGGUCCAGACCCCUCCCAGGAUCCGGAGCAUUCGGGGCCUCAGGCCCCACCCAGCCAUCCUUGGACUUAAGACCCAACACCUAAGGCCGCUGGGAUUCAGGACCAGUUCCCUCCCCCCAGCCCCCACUCGUGGAUUCCAGCUGCCUUCUAAGUUGGAAGACUUGGGAGCUGAAGCCUGAAGUUAGAGCCUUGAACCCGGACAUCACCUUCUUGAGGCUCCCAGCUCAUUUGGGCGAACUCCUCUGGCAUCAGGCAGCAUCCCAGGGCUCGGAUGUGUGCUUCAGUUGCUUUGUAAAUCUAGACCCUUCCUCACCUGCUUCUUCCCUCCUCGGUUGCUGAAAGGCCCUUCGCUGAGUGUUCUGAUUUUUGUAGAAUAAAAGCAAGGGAUAAAGACGGCCCCCACUGUUCACCCCCUAGCUCAGCCAGACACUUCCCUUGCGGCCCAGGAAGGAAACAGAGGUCUCUGGGCAGUUGGGAGGCCCAUGAGGGAAGCUAUGGGCUAGGAGGCUGGGAAGCCAUUUGCCCUCAGACAUAAACUUAGGCUUUUUGGGACCGUUUGUGCAUUCAUUUAACUCGUCAACAGACUGCAUGUUAAUUAUUUGUUGGCAUUGGGCCAGGAGCACAGCCGGGCCCAAUUCCUGCCCUCGGGAGAACAGGGGACAGAUGUACAAGUAAUUCCACACGUAAGUUUAUUUAUAAUCCAUGACAAGUGCUCCAAAAGAGAGGCCCUUGGUGCUCUGUGAACACAACAGGGGGGUGGCUCAGGGAGAGCUUCUCAGAUGCUGAAGUUGAGUACAUGCUGAGUGGUGACAAGGGAGACAAGACCAUGUCAGGUGGGAGGAACAGCAUCUGCAAAUGUCCCCAGGUGAGGGAGAGCAUGAUAUUCUCGAGGCACACACUCCAGGGUGGCUGGAUCUGGAGGAGGAGGGCAGAAUGGAGGAAGGUUUUCAGGGGCCAACUGCCAGGAACUGUGGGUCACAUCUCACAGCAGACCUUAUGCUGAGGGCGAUAGGGAGCUAGAGAGGGUAUGUGAGCAGGGUGCAGGACAGGACAUGGUCACAUGUGGGUUGGCAGGGAGGUGGCUUGGAAGGGGGGGGGCACUGGGGACUGGAAAUCUAGUGAAGAGGGAGACUGAGGUCUGGGCAGGACAGGAGGGGUGACUAGCCACGGGGACUGAGGUGAGGGUGAUUCCCGAGUCUUUGGCUGGGGAAACUGAUGACAGUACCCCCAUAGAAGAUGGGGCGGUGAUGAUGUCUACAAUAAUUGUAUUAAUUCAUCAAAUACUUACCGAGCAUCUGCUGUGAGCCAGGCCAUCUUUGCGCCCUUACAUAAUUGACUUUUGUUGUGGGGGUGUGGGGUGUUAACAGAUGACAGAUAAUAAAUAAGCAAAUAAAUAAGUAAAUUCACACAGGGCCUUGGAGGAUUUUGACUUUUUAUUGUGACAGAAAUGGGGAGCCAUGGGAGGGUUCUGAGCAGAGUGACAGAUUUGUCGUUUGGUCUUUAUAGUAUUCUUUUGGCUGCUAAGUGGAAAACCAAGGGUUGGAAUAGGGAAACCAGAUGGGGUGACUGCGAUCCCCAUUGAGAGAACUGGUAAGUGCUAUGAAAAAAUUGAUCUGGGUACGUGUUGGGGGUGCUCAGUAAUGCUGGUAAGGGGGGAUGUUGCUAGAUCAUCAGUGAAACCCUCCCUGAGAAAGGGUCAUUUCAACAAAGACUUUAGAUAGGAGAGGGCAGGAGCCCUGUGGAUAUUUAGGGGAAGAAUGUUUGAGGUAUAGAGAAACAGUGCAAAGGCCCUGAUGUAGGACAGGCUUGGGGUGUUUAGGAGACAUUGAGGAGAUCCGUGUGGCUGGAGGAGGAGCAUGGAAAGAGAUGAGGGCCGGCAGGGGAUGGGAGCAGGUCACACAGAGCCUUGGAGUCUACUGACUUUUACUGUAACAGAAGUAGAGAGCUAUGGAGGGUUCUGGACAGAGGAGGGAAAAAGUUUGUCAUACAGUCUUUGGUUGCUAUGUUGAAUAGAGACUGUAAAGUGAAGAUGGACUAGGGAGAGCAGAUGGGGUGACCAGAUUUGUCCAGGUGAGAGAGGAUAAUGUCUCCAAGAAAGCUGGGGGCUGUAGAGUGAAGACAGGUGCUUGGAUUCUGCUGUCUGGUUGCUUUAUGAAGGUAGAGCUGGCAGAUUUGCUGAUACUUUGAAGGAGGGACUCAGGAGAAAGGGAGGCCCCCGGAUUUGGGUCUGAGCACCUGGAAAGAUAGAAGUGACAGCUUGAGAAGGAGAAUGCUUAAUAGAGUAAGGGGUUUUUUGGGGGGGGGAGGGGCUGAGAUCAGCAUGUCAGUUUAGGCCAGGAGGAGUUGGAGAUGUCAAGUGUGCAGUAGGAUAGGCAGGUCUUGAAUUUGGGAGGGAGUUCCGGGCUGGCGAUACACAUUUGGGAUACCUCAGCACUUAGAUGAUUGUUUAUAAAACCCCAAGACUGGUGCGACCCCUGAAUCCCUGUGUGUGUGUUUGUGUGUGUGUGUCUAUGCGCUCCCGUGUGCACCCUUGUGUGCACAAGAUGGAGGGGUUUC